Messenger RNA from Helianthus annuus (common sunflower), 441 nucleotides. RefSeq lists its product as uncharacterized. The record is from RefSeq and is a predicted model, not a curated record. NCBI's taxonomy places the organism in Eukaryota, Viridiplantae, Streptophyta, Magnoliopsida, Asterales, Asteraceae. The transcript has a single exon. Bases 1 to 441 code for a protein of 146 amino acids.
AUGGAUUUAGCUCACCGAGCAUUAUGGGCAAUUAAAACGGUUAACACGGAUUAUAAUGAAGCGGGGAAGGUGCAAAAGUUGCAAUUGAGUGAGAUAGAAGAGAUUAGAGACGAAGCCUACGAAUGUGCAUCCGCAUAUAAAGACAAGCUUAAAAAGGUUCACGAUGCAAAGUUGCGGAAGAGAUCUUUUGAAGUGGGUCAAAAGGUGUGGUUGUACAAUUCGAGAUUGAAGUUUUUUGCGGGCAAGUUGAAAAGUAAAUGGAUGGGGCCCUAUGUGAUUACAAGAGUGGGGCAAUUUGGUGAUAUAGAGAUUGAAGAUGUUCACACUCAAACGAAACAAGUGGUGAACGGGCACUGGCUCAAGCCAUACUUGGAGGGAAACGACAUCAACAAUCUUGAGCUUGACAAAUUGGGCUACAUUUUAUGCCCAUUGGAUGAGUAA